AUGCCAAUGAGACCAACAUCCAUCCCACAUAUUGGGUUGAAGGCCCGCCAUUUCCCACCUUGCAACCAGAUCUUCAGGAGACACCACUCGACUAAGAAAGGAUUCCACAAUGCGGUCAUCACAAACCCGCCGCCUUCUGUUCAACCACCUCUGAGGAUGUCCUCGAUGGCAAGGCUGCCAACAAAGCUGGUCCUAAGAUCACUACUUCUGACAUCCCUCAUGUCGUCAAAGCUAUUUCUUAAGCCCGCCCUGGCUAUACUGAAUGUUGUCACGAACUCGAAAUCGGCCAUCCUCAACCCCGAUCGCAAUAGAAUGCUCAACAAGCUGCUUCGAUGGACAGUAUACAAUCACUUCUGUGCUGGCACGAACCGACAGGAGGUCUCGAAGACCGUGGCAGAAAUAAAGAAAAUUGGAUAUCAGGGUGUUAUCUUGGGCUAUUCGAAGGAGAUAGUGGUGGACCCAAACGAGAAGUUGGCGCACGAUGAGUCUGGAUCAGUAAACUACAGCUAUAAGUGUUAUGAUAUUGUGGAAGAAUGGAAACAGGGAACCUUGGAGACUCUCCGUAUGGUUGGUGCUGGUGACUAUCUGGCAGUCAAACUGACAGGAGCCGGUCCAAUUUCAAUCGAUGCAAUGGCUGAUAAAAGACCCAUGCCCGAAGUCUUGGCGAAGGCGAUGGAUGAAAUAUGUAUCGCUACUCAAGAGCAAGGGUCACGGUUAUGGCUGGACGCUGAGCAACAGGUUCUCCAACAAGGGCUUGACAAAUGGGCUAUUGAUAUUAUGCGUAAACAUAAUACUUCCGCCACCCCAUUAGUUUAUAACACCAUUCAGGGAUACUUGAAGGGAUCCAAGGCAAAUCUCGAUCAUCACCUCACUCUGGCUGCACAGCAGGGAUUUUCCGCAGGAAUCAAGCUGGUCAGAGGAGCGUAUAUCGAGCAUGAAACACGUUCCGUUAUUCACGAUACCAAAGAGGAAACAGACCAUUCUUACGAUCUUAUCGCUGACACGAUGCUCUGCCGACGCAUGCCAGAGGGGGUUGAUCUUCCCUUCCCAAAUGCGGCACUUUUCCUGGCAACCCACAAUGCUGCGAGUGCAGCCAAAGCAAUUUCAAAGCACCAAGAGCUUCUGCUCUCAAAGCAACCAACUAUACUACUUGAAUGUGGACAGAUCCAAGGCAUGGCAGAUGAGUUGAGCUGUGAGCUAGUAGAAAACUACGAGCGAGCUCUGAAAAACUCCACGGCGAGCAAUGUCUCGGUGCCAAAAGCUUUCAAGUGCAUGGCCUGGGGCUCGGUUGCGGAGUGUAUGCAAUAUCUUCAUCGACGGGCCAUUGAAAAUAAGGGCGCUGUUGAGAGAACCAAGCAUAUGGGGCUUGCACUAAGACAAGAGCUAUGGCGUCGGAUAGUUGGUUGA
Messenger RNA from Penicillium manginii, 1407 nucleotides. Its product is annotated as proline dehydrogenase family protein. The coding region runs from base 1 to 1407 and encodes 468 amino acids. Gene Ontology annotation, molecular function: proline dehydrogenase activity; FAD binding. Gene Ontology annotation, cellular component: mitochondrion. The transcript has 2 exons. NCBI's taxonomy places the organism in Eukaryota, Fungi, Ascomycota, Eurotiomycetes, Eurotiales, Aspergillaceae. The record is from RefSeq and is a predicted model, not a curated record.